Molecule: messenger RNA, 1846 nt
Organism: Mugil cephalus (flathead mullet)
Lineage: Eukaryota; Metazoa; Chordata; Actinopteri; Mugiliformes; Mugilidae
Gene: nkx3-2
Product: NK3 homeobox 2
Exons: 2
Coding region: 334-1137 (267 amino acids)
Biological process (GO): regulation of transcription by RNA polymerase II; cell differentiation
Cellular component (GO): nucleus
Molecular function (GO): DNA-binding transcription factor activity, RNA polymerase II-specific; RNA polymerase II cis-regulatory region sequence-specific DNA binding
Source: RefSeq, a predicted model, not a curated record
CGGACCAAUAGGAGGGGGCGGCGAGUGCCUGUCAGUCACAGGUGAGGGUGUAUGGUUAGAAAAAAAGUUGGGUGAAAAGGGCCGGAGACUGAAGAGAGCCCGGGCUGAUGGCAGAGCUAUGCGGUGGAGUAGCAUCGUGCCUGCGGAUGUAGCAGAAACCUUUCACGGCUUCUCCCGCGGGGAUGCAACCAGGAACCAACACUGGAGGGAAAGAAACUAAGCGCCAGCAGUGCUCCUCGGAGUUAAGUAACCUAAAAUGUGGAUGAACUGACAUAAACUCCACUCUCCAGGCGGUUAAUUUACUCAAUUUGCAACCGAGCAAACUUCGCUUUUAUGAAAAUGGCCGUUCGAGGCAACUCGCUCAUGCCUUUCUCAAUCCAAGCUAUCCUAAACAAAAAGGACGACAGCCGACACUUGCCGGAUUUGGACAUGUGCUUCUCUAAAACGACGUGCUGGAAAAUAUUUGGGGAGAUGAACGGCGGUUCUAGGGGGACUGAUGGGGAGGCUUGUGAGCCGACCGACCAGAAAAGCUACGACUCAGACUCGGGACUCAGCGACGUUAACGACAGCAAGGCUCCGGCGGUGUGCAAGUCGGAGAAGGACGGGGACCCUGCUUCGGAUGUCCCGGAGGAAAGUUUUCAGGAAGAGACGGACCACGAGUCUGCAGCUGCGGAGAACGCAAAGAGUGACAGUGAGCCCAACAAUGCCACGGACUCCAGCAACCUGGACGAGAAGAGCCUGGACCAGCCCAAACAGCGGAAAAAGCGCUCCAGAGCCGCCUUCUCUCACGCGCAGGUCUUCGAGCUGGAGCGCCGAUUCAACCACCAGCGGUACCUGUCCGGGCCGGAGCGGGCGGACCUGGCGGCCUCCCUGAAGCUCACAGAGACUCAGGUCAAGAUCUGGUUCCAGAACCGCAGGUACAAGACGAAACGUCGCCAGAUGGCCGCCGACUUGAUGGCGUCGACCCCAGCAGCCAAGAAGGUGGCGGUGAAAGUUUUGGUGCGGGACGACCAGAGACAGUACAGCCCGGGAGAGAUCCUACGGCCCCCGCUUCUCUCCCUGCAGCCUUCCUACUAUUACCCCUACGCCUACUGCCUCCCUGCAUGGACACUCUCUGCGUGUGCGGGGAAUCAGUGAGAACUCAGUGACUGUAUUUAUUCAUUUUAUUAUUAUUUCUCUCCCAGGAAAACAAGUUUUGUUUUUGUUUUUUUCUGACAAGAGGAGUAGACCUGCUCAGAGUGAUUGAACUGCCUCGUCGUGUCCCCGAACCUUUUUGAUGGUGUUUCACCUCUUCAGAUACUUUAAUACGACCUAUUCCUUCAUUUAGGAAGCGUCUUGUCCUGAGAGAUCCCAGCAAAGAAGGUAUUUCCCACGAUUUAGGCUCUAAAAUCUUAAACGUCUGAACUGCAGGUGAGCGGGGAGACAGGACCUCCUUAUUAAUUGUCAGAAUGUUAACCUGGGAGGAGUGACAGUAAUAACUCCAAAGUAUUCCUCCAAGGACCUCUGAAGCCCUAAACAGACUGAAAAUGUCACCUUAUGUUGGUUUAUAUUUUACAUACGGUUUCCUACCUCUGCAGUGAUUGGAAAUAAGCAUAUUCCAUUGACUUUUCAAAUAACUGUUACAGGUUGUGUGUGUGUGUUGUUUUUCCUCUUGCUGUGUUUGUUAAGGUAAGAUAUUUCAGCACUUUUGAGCAUAUACGUUAUUAUUUCAAUGCAUUAUAGUGUGUUCGGUGUCAGACUGAAACAGGUUGAAACAAACCGACUUCCAGCUGAAAUGUACUACAUGUGUUAUUUGUGUUAAAAUACUGUUUAGAGAGAAACACAUUAAAAGAAAACAUAUCAGGCA